UGAAGGAAAAUGAGAACAUUUCCCACAUCAGUAUAUCCUUUCAUUAUUAAUAAUUGCAUUGCUUCUAAUAUUAUAAAGCAGUUAUGAGUAUUAAUAUUUAGCAGUUUAUCACAUAGUUUUGAAAUUAGUUUUGUUUAUGAUUGGUCUUAUUUGUUGUGCAUGAUCAAAGCUUAUAUAUGAAUCCAUUGCAUUUGACUCUAAAAGGUCAUGUCUGCAGAUUUUGGAGGCUUGCAGUCUUGUGUGGUAUGUAUGUAUGUGUGUUUUUUAACUUUUGCUUUGCAGAGACACCUGGGGAGAAAAACAGGAUGUCGGGGCGACAGGGUGAACUAAAGGUCAAUGUUGUUUAUAGCAGCAUGAACUUCUAAGACAGAAGUAAAACUUUCCAUCGAACGGGCCCCCACCCAACUACACAUAUAUAUUUUUGGGGUCAGAGGGAAAGGCAGAUCAGAUCAACCGCUCCUCGGGGGACCUGAUUCUGCAUUGGUGUUGUGUAAAGAUAGGGACAGUUUUGACCCAGAGCUCUGUAAUACUUCAUUUGAGAUACUUAUUAAAAAUAAUUUGAUUUGAGUUACGUGUCUAUUCUCCUCAUUCAAAGAACAUGCAGGACAUUUAAAGUCCAACAAUUGGUGACCCCGUCGACGUGAUGAGGAGAAUCCGACAUCAUUGAUUUUUCUUCUCGACAUUCCACUUGCGCAAAAUAGGAAAGGUAAGCAGAUACCUGUUAUAUCAAAAUUCUGCUUUAUUUAAAUGUCGUGAAGAAUAAUUAAUGUUAUAAUGAUUAUUGUCAUUUUUAUCUAAAUUGCAUAUCUCAAAUGAACUAUUAAAUGUGUCAAUAAAAUAAAAAGGGAAUUAACAGUAAUAAAAUUAAAAUAAAACAAAAUAAAAUAAAAAUAGUAAAAGAAAAGAAAAUAUAAAAAGGGGGCUCGACGUUGGCAACGCUAGCCCCGACGGGGGCUUAAAUUUCUGGGUUUCCACUCCCGAAGACGUAGCUCAUCUUCAAAAGGGCAGGGUGCAGACCCGGAGCGUGGUCAAGGACCAUGGGCGGAUUAGCCGCGGAUGAUACAGAGCGGUUGGACCGCGGUAAAUAGAGAUUGAAGUGGGUUUCAUACCCGAGAAAGUGGUCAGGGACCACGGGCAACGCAGCGGUCGGACCGCAUAAGAGAAACUGAAAGUAAUAAGAAAACCACGAAGUAGUUGAAAAUACGAAGAGAAUAUCGAUAUAUGAAAAAGUUGUGCUAAAGAAUAGGAAUUUGAAACGUACUGAAGACUAUACACCAUGGGUCCUUAUUUUUAAAUGUGCUGUUUGUUUGCUACCGGUAUAUUAUCAGCUUUAUUGUGAGUAUAUUUUAAUUAAAAAAAAUUCUUUAAAGUAAUAUUUUUUUAUUUUUGCUGCCAGUAAAUUGCAAUUCAGUGUUAUCUUUUUACGAAAUAUUUUUGCUAUUAUUCAGUUCCACGAUUAGUACAUUUUUAUUCAAUUUUCUAUUUUUCCUAUUAACAAAGUUUUUACUUAAUCUUAUAUCUUAGGUUUUAAUUACAUUUUUUAUUUUUCUUAUUCAAUUUUAUUAUCAGUAAUUUUUUACUUAAUUGUAUAUCUUAAAUUUUAAUUCAUUUUUCUAUUUCUACGAAGACAUUUUAUUUUGAGUGAGAUGUAUGAUCAGUAAAUUUCAAUUCAGUUUUUAUGUGUUCAAUUAGUAAUCGUUUACUGUAAGUGAAUUUGGAAUAAAAUUUCUAGUUUUAAAAGCCGUCGGAUUCUGUCUUUAGAAAAUUUAUUGUGGUUGCAAUUUACUGUCAGCAAAUUUUAACUCAAUUUGUAGAAAAGCAUAUUUUAUAUCCUGUGUAUAUUAUAUUUUACUAUUGUGUUUAUUUGGGGGAUUGUGUUUAGUAUAACUUUCAUUUGCACGGUACAAGUUUAGACGGAUCCAGUUGUAUUUUUGUUUUAUUAAUGUGAAUGUGUGAUUCUCCGGAGUUGUCUAGUGUUAUUUCAUGUUUAAAGGAGUAGACGUUUCUGCAGUAUAUUUUAUGUUUAUUGUAUUUUAGUGUGGAUGUCCAUUUUCUUAUUUCAUUCCGGGGUGUGACUCGGGAAGAAAGAGUGGUUUAUUUGUAGUUGAUUUUAAAGUAAAUUGAAAUUGAGAAUUGAUUUCUGUGAGUUUAUUACCAGAAGAGAUUGUUUCAUAUUUAACAGAUUCUAAAAUAAGGAAGAGGAAACUGUGAACUUCUCAGCUCGUAGCGUAAUUUAGUUUCACUUUAGAAGUUGUGCUCUUAUUCUGUUGUUUGUCCGCUACGGGGCUGUAGUUUUACUUUCAUUUUGGAAAAAUAAAAUUGAAGUAGUUAUAUAUUAUAGAGUAUCUGUGGUAAAAAGGACAAGAGACAUAAAGUGUUGAAGUGUAAAAGAUUAAAACGGUUACUUAUAUCUAAUAGUUUUGAUUGCAGUAAUGGGACAGGGUUUAAUAAAAAUCAACCGACUCUGUUUGAAACUCAGCCAUGGUUAUCAUAAAAGUAUACAGUGCCUGUGAAUUGAUUGAGACGCGUAUUGUAUAAAUUGUUUUGACUUCUAAUAAGAAUAUUGUAACUUUUAGGAAAAACGUUAGAAUAUUAGUGAGAUCAGUAAAGAGAUUAGAGAAGUGCUCAUUGUUUUAUGGAAAUUGGUAUUUCAACGAGUGAUAAGAAUGAAAUGUUAUUGAUUGAAUUGAAUUUUUUAAUUUAACAAGUGUUAAAUAUCAUUACAUUUUUGGGGCUUUGACAGAUUUUAAAUUUCAAAUUUGACCAGUAUUAUAUAAUGAAUUUAGUUUGAAUUUUGACAAGAAUUACAUAUUACUGGAUUGAAUUAGCUUUACGUUUUGACAACGCCUUGAAUCCUCUUUAACCGUCAUCGACUGAUGUGUUGAAUAUUAUUAUAUUUUAAUUUCAAUAAGAAGUUAACAUUACUGAAUUUUAUCGUCUGACAAGUAUUAAAUAUUAUUAAAGUGAACUUUAAUUUUGAUAAAGAGGUGAUUAUUAUUCAUUUGACUAAGAAAACACAGAAAAUAAUUUUGUGAGAGUCUUUUGUGUAUUUACAGAAGGACUGGCAUCGAAUAACAUUGAAAGGAAGAAUAAACGAGAUAUUCAGGGUAAGAAAAAUUGUAGUGGAAGAUAAAAUGAAGACUCUUAAAGAACAGUGGGAGGCAGCAGUAGAACAGUUAGUGAGCGGUUUACCAGAAAAAGCAAGGCUCAAGAAAAUUAAGAAAUUGCAGGAAAUGUAUGAAGAGUGGAAACAACUUAAAGGUUACGAGGAUAGAACAAAAAUAAGUUUGAAAGAACAUGUAAUAGCACAAGAAAGUGACGCACACAGGAAGUUUCAGAGAGAGGACAAAAAGGAAGUGGGGCUUCUCGCUAGAAAGAAGCAUGAAAAGGAAGUGAAGAGACUACGUGAGGAGUUUCACUUGUGGCAUAGUAUGGCAGUAAGUUGUGUGGCUUUGGUACAGCUGGAGAAAGAGACAGAAAAGAAAGUGGAACUAAAAAAGAGUGACGUUAAAGAGAAGGAAACAAACAAAAUUCAAGAAGGGAGGGAGAUAGCAUCCAUUUAUCCAGUACUGCCACCCACUGCUCCACCUCCAUAUGCCCCACCCCACACACAGUUACCGGUACUUGAAGUACAAAAGGGUGUGUUGGACAUGGAGCAGAGGGAGGGAAAUCGCUGGAAAAUAAAAUCAGGUAAAUGAGAUUUAAUAACAGAAAAUGAGAUGGAGGAGAGAGAGAUAGCAAGAGAAACAGCUGAAUCAAUGAGAACACAUAAAGAGCAAGCUGCACAGGCAGAACAGAGGAUGGCAGCUCUGGAAAAGGAAAUAAGGCAACAAUGGAACAGCGUAGCACAGGAAAGGGCAUUUCAGCCCAGAGCACAAAGCACCCCAGGAGAAACAUUGAGCAGCAGAUUUAUAACAGUGGAUGAGACUGGGAGUCAGAUAGAGGUUGAAAAUCAGGGAACAUAUCCAGUGGAAAUCAGAGGAGAAAUGAGGAUGGGUAAGAAAAUGAGAGAGGAGAGCAAAUAUAACUCCAGUAUAAAGACACCAAAGAAAGAGCAGGAAAGAGAAGAACAGGAAUAUAGGGAACUAGGUCUCAUUCGAGGGAUACCAAAUAUGUGCCCACUAGUGGACACAAAUGGAAACUUAGAAUAUAAACCAUGGUCAUUCACAGACAUGGGAGCUAUCCUUGCAAAGUUACCUCAUAUCACGAGUGGAGGGGGUAAAUGGAUAGGGAAGGUAAUAACUUUGACGCAGGGCCAUACGUUGGCAAUAGGAGACCUGAGGGCGUUAUUGGGCCAGGUACUGACUGUAGGACAGAUCACGGAAAUUGAGCAAGAGGCAGGAACGGUUGGGAUAUAUGAUGACCACCCAUAUUGUCAAGUGGCAUCAGUUUGGGGAAAGGCCCUGCGAAAGCUGUACCCAGCGCCAGCAGGCACUCUUUAUAAUAUCAAAUUUUCUCCAAAAGGGGAAGAAACAGCAGCAGCAUACCUGAGUCGAUGCAAAGGAGAAUGGGAGGAGCACACUGGGGCUCAUCCACAUGCAGACAAAAUACAAGAACAAAUGUUCAGAGCUGCUGUAUUGGAAGGAACUUCUAAAUCUGUACAAGAUGAAAUAAAAGCCAACCCCGAUUUACCAGGUGCUGUAUGUGAGGUUUGGGAACGACAUUUCCUUCAUCACAUGUCAAGGGCGAACGAAAAAGAAAAAGUAGGGGAAGUAGAGGAAUUGAAAAAACAGUUGCUAAAAUUACAGUUGCAUGAGGCCAGAUCUAAAAUAAAUGAAGAAAAAGGGAAAAAGAAGGAUAAACAAAUGGUAGUUCAGGAAAUGAAAACCCCUCCAAGAUUUAACAAAGAACAGGAAGCUGACCAAUCAAAUGUUAAAUGGGAAAGAACCACCCAAAGACCAAUGUAUUACUCCAAUAGAGGUAGGGGUGGGGAUUACAAUCGAGGGAGGGGAAGAGUACAGUAUCAAGACGGGUGUUUCCGUUGUGGUCGUCCGGGACACUUCUUUCGUGAGUGUCGGCAACCUGUUAGCGGACCCCAACAGAGACCAUACCGGGGCAGAGGCCAUAACACACACAUGGCCCCUAACGUGGAAAAAGCACCACGACCACACUCCCAGUACCCUUUGUCCACUGGAGGGGAAGGGGAGUGGUACUGAGACAGCCCACGGAACGACCUCAGCAGGGUUAGGGCGGAACCCUUGCUGACUUUGGAGGUGAACUCACAUCCUGUUGAAUUCCUGGUGGAUAAUGGGGCAACAUACUCCACACUGAACUAUGAACUUCCAAAAAAAUCUUAUUUCAGACAAAACCACCGAUGUAAGGGGGUUUUCCGGGGCUAUAACUAGACUGCCAUUCUCCAAAGAACUCACAGUGCAGUGCAUGAAAAAACAAUCACUGACUCACUCUUUUCUGCUGUCAUAUUUCUCACCGACAAAUUUGUUGGGAAGAGACUUGCUAGUGAAACUUGGAGCUGAAAUCCUAUGCAGCCCGGAGGGGAUUAUAGUAACUAUGAAAAAUGGUAUCACCAUGAACUGUUCCAUCAUGACCACAAUGAGAACGCAUGGACAAUGGUUACUUUCUGCAAACACCUCUCCACAGGGAGCUGACAUUUACUGGGGGAGGGUGCUUCUGGGGGACACAAGGGACACCCUGAAUGAUCUGUACUGUCAAUGGGAACCUUGGAUAUUAUCAUUAGCACCAUAAACUCAGCUAAUAGAUCCAUUGCAUGUCACUUUGUUUUAUGAUAGAACACAAGAGUACUGGUACCAAGAACAAUUUGAUAACAUCGCAGGAGAACAAUGGGAAAUUUGUGGGGCAGGAAUAAUGAUAGGCAAAGAGGGAGUGGCAGCUAUAGUAGAACUUACCCCCGAACAGGAACAAUGGUAUAGAAUGAGGGAAGAGGCAUCACCCCAUAUAUCAUUAUUAGUACAUCCCCAACACCAAGCUAAAGAUCUAGGACCAAUGGUAAAGAAGGGAAUAAAUUUAACAGAUUGGAGGGAAACCCAACUUCCUGGUGUAAAAUAUUCACCUAGCUCAGGGUAUUAUUUGAUCACACAAGAAACAAAAACAAUGUAGUGUUGGAACACGAAUGGCUCACAAGAUGGCAUGGUAGGGAUAAAAGUGAUCAUGAAAAUGAUGAAACAAUGUUGAAAAGUUUGCCCGAUCAGUUAUGAACACAGAAUCCCACAGAUGUAGGGUUUUGUAAAAAUUUCCCAGAAAUAUCGUUCGAGCUGACAUGUGAUGAUCCAAUUUUGGAGGCCUCAAUAAAAGUACAAACCAAAGGCAGAGGAAGGUAUCAAAUAUAACAUUAAAGGUUUGUUAACCGCAGGGGUUUUAGAGUAUGCUGAUUUCAAUUGGAACACACCCAUUUUGCCUGUGGAAAAACAAAACAUAGGAAAAUUCAGAAUGGCACACGAUUUGAGAACAAUCAAUCAAAUCAUUAAAACUCCAACUUUACCUGUUCCAAACCCAUACACUUCUCUGAAUUAAAUCACUCAAAAUCAAUCAUGGUAUAAUUGCAUCGAUCUCACUAAUGCUUUCUUCUGUUUACCUCUUGCAGAGCACGUGAGGGACAUUGUUUGACCGUACUCACCGCGCACUCUGUUGUAACUUAUGUUAAUUAAUCAUCAUUUAUAAUUUCCACUCUGAGACAAAGACGGUUGGAAAACAGUCUGCACAACUAAAUUUGGUUUUCACACAUGAGGGCAUAAACAUGGCCUCAUAUUGGACAGAAGGAGAACCCCAUGACUGUUGUAUGACCGUGGAAAGGGAAGAGAAAAUUAGACCAGAUUUGUUGACACACAUCAUUACGGAGAGAGUUAUGGUGUUUUCAGAUGGAUGUUUUUUCAGAGAUUAGAGUGGAACACUGAGGUCAGGAAUAGGUAUUGCAGCACUGGAAGAGGAAGAGAUUCAAAUAUUGAGAGCAGAACCUUUACAGGGACAUCAGUCAGCUCAGAGAGCAUAAAUUGUGGCAAUGACAAAGGCUUUGGAGUGGGGAGAGGGAAAAUAAUUAACAUUUUUAGUGACUCUGCCUAUGAAGUGGGUGCAGUAGUAACAGAAUUACCUAAGUGAAAAAGAUGUGUUUUUAUGGCAGCUAACAACAUAACUAUUAAACAUCAGGAAGACAUCAUAGCAUUAGCAGCAGCUAUUUUGAGACCCAAGUAGGUGGCGAUCAUAAAGUGCAAAGGUAAUGAUAACAGUAACUCAGAUGCAGCACAAGGUAACCGGAUAGCGGACAUGGCAGUAAAGAUAGGUGCAGAGUAUGUAACACAGAUGGUAUUGCAGAAUGCCACACAAGAAUGUACCACCGACAUUUUGCAUGAUCCAAACAUAGCAGUAGAACAAGAUAAAGCAUGAGGAAAAAUCCAUGUGGCUCCAAAAAGGAGCUGUAUGGACGCAAACUGGCUGGGUAGGGCAUGACGGUAGACCAGUAAUUCUGCCCAGCAUGGUAAAACCCCUUCUCGCUCAAGCACACACCCCCUCACAUGUUGGAAUCAAACAACCCGUGUCCAAUCUUAACCAGUGGUGGCACCAAUACCUGGCUGCUACAGUUAAAGAAUUUAUCGCUAACUGCAGGGUAUGCUCCAUACACAAUGUACGUGCUGGAGUGAAAUGUGCCCCAGGUGUCUUCCCGCCACGGGGACCUGGUGAGGAAGUGGUUAUCGAUUACACAGACAUGGGGGACAGAGUGGAAGGUAAACGGUAUCUUUUGGUUUUCGUGGAUGUGUUUUCAGGUUGGCCAGAGGCGUGGCCCACGGGGAAGGAAGAUUUGAUUUCGGUGAUUAAGUGUUUGAUUAACCAAUAAAUUCCGCGUCACGGUUUUCCACGAAUUAUUAGCUCAGACAACGGUACACAUUUUAAGAAUAUAGAUUUGCAAAAGGUUGAGAGUGCACUGGGAUUGUGCUUCCGUUUCGGUACCGUAUAACAUCCUCAAUCACAGGGAAAAGUUAAACGCAUGAAUCUUAACCGCAUGACCUCAUUUACACCAUUUGAACUUCUGAUGGUAGUUCAUUUCCUGGUCCGUUCAACCCAGUGCACCCUGAACAAAUAAAAAUCUCGAUCACAGAACAUAAUUAACCAAACUGAAUGAAAUUGUUUUAAGUUUUUCCAAACAGAAAACCAUCUCUCGUGCAUAUCCAGAUGCAGAAAUCACUCUAUUGGAGGAUUGGGUGCUCCUAAGGG
Misgurnus anguillicaudatus (oriental weatherfish) is the source of this 8181-nucleotide messenger RNA. Lineage: Eukaryota; Metazoa; Chordata; Actinopteri; Cypriniformes; Cobitidae. The record is from RefSeq and is a predicted model, not a curated record.